Messenger RNA from Phalaenopsis equestris, 1154 nucleotides. RefSeq lists its product as uncharacterized. The coding region runs from base 561 to 1154 and encodes 197 amino acids. Gene Ontology annotation, molecular function: calmodulin binding. The transcript has 2 exons. NCBI's taxonomy places the organism in Eukaryota, Viridiplantae, Streptophyta, Magnoliopsida, Asparagales, Orchidaceae. The record is from RefSeq and is a predicted model, not a curated record.
AGAUGAAUUUUAUUUACAAAAUUUUCUAUCCAUCAUAGAAUUGAAUAAAACAUGUUUACUAUAACAAGAAAAUUUAUGUGGUUCAUUCAAUUAAUUAAUUAUGGUGGCCAGAGCUCAUACCCCAUCACUUGGUAAACUCUUUCAAAUAUUUACAUUUUCCCAGCACUAGCUUCCAUCAGAGGAAAGGAAAAAAAACAACAUUUUCUUCAAUAAAAAACUUAAUAAUUUACCUUGUCAGCCACUAGACUGAGUUCCUCAUAGUCAAACAUGGCCGGCCUGGCUUAAAAGCCAGCCCAAUAAAAUAAAUUGCACUCCAUAUAAGCCAAAUCCAAAGCUUCCAGAAUUGAAGGAAUCUCUUGUAAGACCGCAAUUUCAGUUCUUCCCUUCAACCACAUCAGAAAAAGUUCCCCUUUCCUUGAAAUCCUCAUGAUUUAAGCAAUUUAUGCGCACCUUAAGAAAGCAGAAGUGAUGAAAGCCAUCCAAUUCUGCAAGCACAAAACCCAAACAUCGUGAUACCAAGCGUUUGAGAAGCUCGGAUCUUUGGACUUGAAGCCUGAAAGAUGAUGCCUUUCAAGCAGCAAAUCGGCGGAGGUGGAGGCGGCGGAGAUCAAAUUAAGAAGUUAAGGAAGGAGAAAUCCAUGAAGGAAGCUGAACCUGACGGUUUCAGGAAAGCUCCCUUACAAUCCAGCCAUCUGGGACUCAGCCCGGUUCAACAGAAGAAGCCAUCUCCAUCCAAAGUUACCAAUGGAAUUAAGGACAAGCUUCAGGUAUCUACUGACUCCUUAUUUUCAUAUAGAAAGAUCAAAAGCAUGAAUAAUUUGGAGACUUCAAUUUCUUCUUCCAACCACACUGGAAGUAAAACUGUUGACAAAGAACUGGUAAGGACUUCGGGUUUAAAGCCGGUGAGAUCUUCCAUGAAGAAGAAUUCAGGGGUGGGUCUUCACCCAACCGUGAAUUUAAGCAGGGCUACCUGUUCAUCCACUUUUAAAAUUGCCAGAAAUCCAGAAAAUUUGGACCUUGAUGAAUCCAAUAGCUCUUCAAACGUGACGCUUUGCUCAUACAAAUACUGUUCCUUACAUGGCCAGAAAAAACACGAAAUGCCUUUGCCUGCAUUGAAGUGUUUUUUGUCAGCCAGAAAGAGCGGUUAUCAAUGA